AUGGAGAAGAUCUCUCAAUCCAAGUUCCGCGUAGUCAUAGUGGGUGGCUCCAUCGCCGGCCUCACACUUGCCCACUCCCUUCUCCGAAACAACAUUGACUUUGUUGUCUUGGAGUCCCACGAUGACAUCGCGCCUCAGGUAGGUGCAUCUAUUGGCCUUAGCCCGAAUGGCAGUCGCAUCUUCGAUCAGAUCGGUGUUUUCGACGACAUUUAUGAUCUCGUGGAGCCGCUCCAUAGAGAGCUCAUCUGGUCCGAUAGCGGCAAGCUCAUCAACGAGUCGAUCGACCUGCGCCUCGUCUUAGAGAGACAUGGGUACCCGGUAGCAUUUCUCGAUCGCCAGGCGGUUCUCGCAGUCCUUUACAAGCAUCUAGGGUCUACGCAAGAUCGGGUAUUUCUCAACAAGAGAGUGACAAAAGUGGACCACCUGCCCGAGAAGGUGGUGGUACACUGUGAAGAUGACACCACUUUCGAGGGAGACUUGGUCGUGGGUGCAGAUGGCGUUAGGAGUACCAUCCGGUACCAGAUGUGGGAUUAUAUGGAAACUCGCGGGCUCAUCAAUGAGACCGCGGAGGAAAGAACACGGAUGAAGUCCGAGUAUAACUGUGUGUUCGGCAUCUCGCAGCCAACCCCGGGACUGGAACCGGGGCUUCUUCAUCGGACAUAUGGCGAGAAUUGGUCAUUCUUGGUGAUCUCAAGCAAGGGUGGGCGCGUCUACUGGUUCUUCUUCACCAAGAUGGAUCAGGUCUACACAGGCAACGAGACCCCUCGGUAUAGCCAGGACGAUCUCGAAAAGCACAUAGCAGCCUACCUAGACAAGCCGGUCACCGAUACCGUGCCAUUCUCCGAGGUGGUUCAAAGAACGAUAACACGAACAAUGGUUCCUCUGGAAGAGGCUCUUUUCAAGCACUGGUGCAUGGACCGCUUUGUCUGUAUUGGUGACUCGAUUCACAAGAUGACCCCCAACCUGGGCCAGGGCGGAAUGAGUGCUAUUGAGAGUGCCGCGUCUUUAGCCAAUAGCUUAGCCACCUUGAGACAAAGAUCGGCCGAGGAGCGAAUUCCUGUCGGUGAGAUUGACCGCUGUUUAAAGGGAUGGGAGGAAGCCCGACUUGCUCGUCUUCCCGCCAUAUAUUCUGCCGCUGGUGAUUUGACUCGCAUUGAGUCUUUGGCGUCCCCAAAAUAUAAAUUCAUUGCACUCAGAGUACUUCCACACGUUGGCCGCUACCUGAUGGAUCUCAACUCCAAAAAUAUGGCUGGAGCCGUCAAGCUCGACUGCGAGCCAGUCCCGGCAAGGUCGUUACAGGGCACCAUGCCGUACACUGACAGCUACCCUUACACCCCCGCGGAUAAGGCCUGGAAGCGAGCUCUUUGGACCGCUCCUUUGGUGGGCUGUUACGCUGCUGCGAGCGCGACCAUGGGGGCCGUGCUCCAAAAGUUCAUGCCAUACCUGAUUACACAGAUCAGCCAAGGAACCUGGACCGCCAGCAAUGGUGAAGCCAUCAGCGUGGCCAAGCCGGUCUACCACGUUCCGUUUCUGGACAACCUCCUCCGACCCAUGAUUCUCUGCUUUUUACCCUCGAUCAGCGGGACCGACCCCAAUUCGCGGCUUCAGAUGCUGUCGUUCAUGACCGACCUAGGCCCGGUUUAUGGCAUUUGGCUCUUGGAGAGCUUCCGCGGAGCAGAGUCAUGGUACAAAGUGCUACUACCCAUAACCGCCGGCGUCGCCUUCCAAUUCUUCGGAAUCGGCAUGAUAGCCCCUCUCUACUACGCAGCCGAAUACAUCACCGCACCCCUCGGUCGCAUUCUCCCCGGCCAUAACCGCAUUAUCGACCCGUCCACGACGGGAUCCUUGCUGAUCUCCCUCCUAGGCAGCUACCACCUCACCACCUACGCCAACUUCAUCCCCCGCACCGUCGAAACCCGACGCUGGUACAAUGCCAUAUGGCAACUCUUCCCCGUAACGGUGCCCCUCCUCCAGCUCCCGAUCGCCCUCCUCACGAGGCGCCUUUUCCCCGCCCCGCCACCGGCCGACCCGGACGCUCGUCGCAAGACGCGCAGGAGAAACAUCCGCACCGUGCGGUUCUUCUACCGCACCCUCGCCCUCAUCUCCGGUCUCACCUUCAUCUACACGCGCCUCACCAAGCCCCGGGGCGCCUCCAUGGCCAGCCUCUUCUUCCCGGGUCUGGCGGAGCACCUCGCUCCCGUGACCUCGUUCCCGCAGGGAAUCGCGCGAGUCCUGCAGUAUGACCAGGUCAUCUCCAUGGCGAGCGGGUUCGUGUGGCUGGCGCUGAGGUUCCGGGAGUUGCAGCAGCGACAGCAAGCGCGGUCCGAAGCAACGUUCUCCUGGUGGAAGGCUGUCGGGGCGUGUGCCGCGUCGACUUUUGUGUUGGGACCGGGUGCCACUUUUGCUCUUGGCUGGGGAUGGAGGGAGGAGAUGCUGGAGCGCAUGGCGGUGUCGAUGCAGUACGGUGGUAGUAGCUCUGAGAAGGACGAGUAA
Aspergillus aculeatus ATCC 16872 is the source of this 2493-nucleotide messenger RNA. RefSeq names its product FAD-dependent oxidoreductase. Lineage: Eukaryota; Fungi; Ascomycota; Eurotiomycetes; Eurotiales; Aspergillaceae. The record is from RefSeq and is a predicted model, not a curated record. The transcript is spliced from 5 exons. Bases 1 to 2493 code for a protein of 830 amino acids. Gene Ontology annotation, molecular function: FAD binding.